Adineta ricciae is the source of this 5349-nucleotide messenger RNA. The record is from the annotation of a GenBank genome assembly. NCBI's taxonomy places the organism in Eukaryota, Metazoa, Rotifera, Eurotatoria, Adinetida, Adinetidae.
AUGUCACAAUCAAGCAAACAACCUGCAGUAUCAUUUAGUUUACCUUGGCAUUCACCCGACGAUAUUGAUAAAGCCCCAUCACAAGAUCCGACUAAACCAGUUGACGAGUCAUCGCUCUCAUCAUCCAUGGAAUCAUCAACUGCCAAUGAUGAAACGAAUGCUCCAACGACACCCAAACCUUCGCAGUCAAUAUUUGCGAAACUAACCGAUGCAAAGAAGACGCUCUUCGGCCGAACCAAUGCUCCCGAUCCAUCAUUUUCAUCGGCGACGCAAAAUAAAGCGUUGUUAGCCUAUAUACUCUCCGAGCCGCAACCAACAUUAGAUGUCAUUCAAGAGUACGAACGUAAUGGAGCACAACUGAAUUCAGUCACCGACGAGGGAAAUACAGUGCUACAUUUACUAGCACGCGCUGAAAUCCAAUCGGCGGAAUGUAUUCACAUAGUCGAAUAUUUGACAAAAAAAGGCGGAUGCGAUCCAAACAAACAGAAUGAUUACGGAUGGACAGCAGCUCAUUAUGCAUUAGCAACACGAAAUACCGAUUUAGCUUUGUUUCUCAUCAAAGUUAUGGAUGAUGUCAAUUCUCCGACAUUUGAAACACAUUUUGAUUACCCGAGUCAAACCCAUCUUCUUCAUGUUGCUGCGCACAAAAAUGAUAGUUUAAGUAUUCGCUUAUUGAUUAAAAGCUACAAAGCACGUGUCAACGUCUUCGAUGAAGAUGGAUGUACACCUUUACAUAUUUGCUGUUAUGAUGAUAACAUCGAAGCGUUGAAGGCUCUAUUAGAAAACGAUGCUGACUUUCAAAAAGGUACUCGCUUGAAUCCAUUGGAAACACCUGUGUGUAUUUGUGUCAAAUACCAAUAUGAUUUAUGUUUGAAAGCUCUGUUCGAGUUAACGACAAGCUUCAAUUGGAAACGGUACUUUUCCCAAUUGCCACGUUCGCCGUUGCUAUGUGAUUUUCCAAGUAUAUAUGCAAUUGAAUUGUUAGUUGAACAUUCAUUAGAUAUAAAUGCAUGCGAUGAACAUGGAAAUACAUUUCUACACUAUUUAGUUAAUAAGAAAGAAAUUGACUAUGAAAAGUAUGUGGAAAAAUUGAUUGAGACAUCUGCUGAUUUCAAUCGACAGAAUCAACUUGGACGAACGCCUUUUCUCGACGCCUUAGAACAAAACAAUUUCGAAAUACUUGCGGUGUUCCUUCGACAUAUCGAAGUGACAAAUAUCAACAUGAUAGAUCCAUUCUUGAACACGACAUUGCACUACUGUAAAUAUCUCGACGAAAGAUUCAUCUUCGACAGUGUCUUAACAUCGAAUCCAUCAUCAUUAAAUGCCCAAAACCGUGACGGACAAACACCCUUACAUGACGCAAUUCUUUGUGAUAAUUACUCAUUUGCCCAAUACCUUCUUCAACACAAUUGCGAUGUCAGUCUGACCAACAAGGAUGGAAAUACUCCACUGCAUCUGGUCGCACGAGAUGACAACAUUCGCAUGUACAAGUUAUUAAUGAAAUACGCUCAUUUAGAUUUGACAUUAAUGAAUAAAAUGGGUAAAACUCCGUUACAUUUAGCUUGUGCCAAUGAAAAAGCCAAUGUUGCGGCUUUGUUAAUUAAUAAAAUGGAUACGGAAGAAUUAAAUUUAUUGGAUAUACAAGGUCGUACACCUUUACACGAAUGUGCUGAAAAUAUCAAUGGUGUUCUGGCAAGAUAUUUAAUUCGACACGGUGCUGACGAAAACGCUAAAGAUCUCCGACAAAACACUGUUCUACACUUGACAGCCGAGAAAGGUAACAUUGAGUUGAUUCGUACGCUGAUCAAAUCAUCGAAUGUUGACAUCAAUCAAUUGAAUGCUGAUGGACAAUCGCCGCUUAGUUUAGCUAUUUUGUAUAAUCAUGAUGAUGUGUGCAAACUCCUCCUCGAUCAAAGCAAAAUCCGCAUUCAAUCGACGGACUUGCGUAUGGCUAUGCAAAUGAAUAACUAUGAAAUGAUCAGAUUACUAAUCGAAAAAGAUCGCAAUUGUUUACGUGUUCGAUCAUCGUUACAUGGCGAUAUGAUCAUUCAUACAUAUAUGCGAUUAAACUUGAAUAAUUCAGUCUCACUUGAGACUUUACUUUCGUUCAUAUCUGAUAACGAAUUAUUGGCAUAUCUAUGUGAAUGUAGUUUAGCCAAUGGAGAUAAUUUACUUCAUAUUGCAGCUCGGGAAGAUACACCGAAUGCGUUGACAUGUUUUUUAAAUAUCUCACGAGUGAAGUUUUGGUUCUGGGCAAAUAUGAUGUUGACGAAAAACAAUGACAACAAAACACCAUUAGAAUUAGCAAAUGAUUUCAAACAUUACGCGAUUAUUAAAAUUAUCAACUCCAAAUGGAAAGAAUCAUAUGAACAUUUAUCACAUUCGUUACGCGACGGACAUUGCGGUGUAUCGCCAACAGGUGUUACGCAAGCGAAACGACAUUGUUUCAAUUGUAAGCAAACAGGUUUUAUUCAAACCCCAUCUGGACAAAACUUACGACCAUGUGAAAAGUGUAAUGUCUGCUUGUAUAAAUCACUGGAUAACAGCAUGCAAGUGUUCCUUGCACUGUUGUUCAGUGAUGAGUCGAGCACGAUCGCGCUGGAUAUAAUGGAUUCAUUGAUUGUUGUUAAUGAAGUGCAAAAAGCUGUUCAUUUGUACUUGGAUCAUAUUGAACCAUGGGAAGAAUUCGAUACGAUCGAUACGGAUGAUUCAACGCAUCUUAUCGAUGAACUAGUUAUAGCUUCAGAUCUUCGAAAGAAUCGAGCUAAAGUUCAAAGUCGAGAUAAGUCAGUCACAACGCCUCUUGUCUCAUCGAAUCCUGCUGCAUCAACAGCAAAUCGACCAACAACAGUCUCACAAAUGAGUAACCCGAGUGGACCAUCGCUACUAACUGUAACAUCCUAUGCGCCGCGUCCAUCAAUCACGCAUAAAUUUCGACCAGACGGUACAUUAAUGCGUUGUAUAACACCACUGGAAGCUAUCUAUUACCAUGAACGUCUCGAUCUUAUAACUCAUCCAUUAAUUAAAGGCUUAAUCAAGUGGAAAUGGGAUAAUUUCGCAGCGCGACAUUUUUAUAUUGGUCUUGCUCUUGAAGUGGUGUUUCUCAUAGCAUGGACAUGCAUAUCAUUAAUCACACCGUUCCCUGUUCGUUAUGUUUAUCAGUUUCCACAUGACAUCUGGCGUUGUAUACUUUGGGGGAUUUGUAUUCUAUUUUUAAUAUGGAAAAUCAUCCAAGAAAUGAUUGACAUUACCUAUGCGCGACAACGUUAUGAAGAUUAUCUUAUAUGGGAGUCUGAACGAACAAAUGCACGUCUAGAUCUAAUCUCGAAAAAUAAAUACAAAUCGAACACAGGCGGACAGACUUCGCAAUUAGACUCGAAGAAAAAUGGCAGUGUAGUAAAAUUGAACGAUGAUACAGGAGAAGUUGAACAUAUUGUUAUCAAUGAAUCUUCAACAACGUUGGCCAAUGUUCGUUCUCAUCAUUCGCAACACCAUCCGUUACCAACAACAAUUCCAACGACAGUCAAAGGUCGGCUAACUGAGCCACAGCCUAGUCAGCAAACACCGAUUGAUGUUGUUGUUAGCACCACUGAUUCAUCGAACAAUCCGUCUAUUAGCGUAAAAAGAAAAACAGUACCUGGGGCCACUCCUGAUAGUCCAUUUCUUGCAACAACAGCACCGCGACGUGGAUCACGUUUAGCACGUUUCGCUCUACGUUUCCGAGAUCGAGCACGUACGCGUAUCAAGUCCUAUUACAUGUACUAUUCAUUAAACAACUUAUUCGAUUGGAUUAUUUACAUUCUUUGUAUUUUAACGACAGUAACGCAUGGAAUUGACAUCAGUGGACAUACAGUAUUACGUGCCCGUGUACAUAUGUAUACCGCAUCGAUUACUGUUCUAUGUUUAUGGUUUCGUUUUAUGGUUUUUUUUCGUACGAUAAUCAUAUCCGUGAAAUCUUUGAAAUCGAAAUUAGUGGAGAUUAAAUUAGGAGAAUUGGUAAUCAUGGUUCGUAUGAUGUUUGACGAUAUAAUACGUUUUCUUUUGGUAUUUCUGUUUUUACUCGCACCAUAUGCCUUUGUUUUCUAUGCUGUGUUUGGUGGUCAACAAGUUCUUCAUAGUGACUAUGAAAGGUCACAUGAAAUCUGUGAACAUGCUUUGUUACAUUGCUCAGUUAAUGAACUGCAGUUGCCCUUCGACGGAAGCCCAGACUCGUAUAGAAGUCGUGGUCAGUAUGUGUUCAAUGGUUCAUUGGCUGGUUAUGAUGAUGAAAAAUGUUCAAAUGCAACAUCGGCUUGUCGUUUAAUCGAACCAAAUGGAUUUGAAACGUUCUAUUCAUUAUUAUUUUCCAUCUUUCGCAUAGCCUUAGUUGAUGAUAUUCCUAUUGACUCGUUUACUGCAAUCGACCGUUAUUUCGCUUCAUUCGUUUGCGGAACGUAUUUAUUGUUUACUGCUAUUCUAUCAAUUAACAUAUUCAUUGGUUUGAUAUCGAAUGCUCUGCAAACUGAAGCAUUCUCAACUGUGGAAGCGCGAUUUCUCCUCGAACGCGUGGAAGUCAUACUUAACUACGAAUGGCGUUUAUCGAAACGUAAACGACUGCAAAAUCAAGAAGUUAUCCAUCGAUACUGUUCGCCAUUGCAAUUGCAUUGGAAAGAUAUUAACUUUGACGUUCACGGACAAUCACGCGAAGAACAGCAAUCCAAAGCGUAUGUAGCAUUUCGACAAACAAUUGACAAGCAAACGGUACAAUUCGACACAUUUCGUGUACAAUUACAACAAAAACUUAAUGAUAUUGAUACCACACUGAAUAAAUUUCAAUCCACAUCUAAGCAUGCGAUUGGCCAGCCGGAUAUUGUCGUACGAGGUUCACAUGCAACAACACCGGUUGUAUCUCGACGACCGUCGAUCCAUGUCACAAGCGAGCAGUUAGCUGUACCUCAACAACCGCCGUCGAUGACGACGCAGGCAACGACAAUCAAUCAAGUUUCAGUCAUGGAUGAAAUUACUCGUUUAAGAGAAUUAAUCGAAGAAACAAUUUUAGCACAAGUGGAUAGAACUACCUCAGUUGUACCUCGACAAAUUCCUGGUUCAACAAGCAGUGCAGCAACGACCACUCACCGCUCGCUAACUACAGCAGGACCACGUCAACAAGCACGUCUUCGUACUUUGUCAACACAGCAGGCAGAGGCUCACAUUCAGCCAUACCCACAAGAUUUAGGGGAACGGGUCACUGAUCUACAGUUAGCUGUCAAUCGUCUUCAUCAAGAUGUUAGUGCCAUACGACAAGUAGUAGAACGAAUGUCACCAUUAUCGGCUAGUCUCAUUCUAGGUAGAACAGCUGGACUCAAAUGA